Molecule: messenger RNA, 1527 nt
Organism: Kwoniella mangroviensis CBS 8507
Lineage: Eukaryota; Fungi; Basidiomycota; Tremellomycetes; Tremellales; Cryptococcaceae
Exons: 15
Coding region: 1-1527 (508 amino acids)
Biological process (GO): transmembrane transport
Cellular component (GO): membrane
Molecular function (GO): transmembrane transporter activity
Source: RefSeq, a predicted model, not a curated record
AUGAAUCGAACACAAUCCAAGGACGAGAUUCAACCGUCCUAUGUGAUUGACUCGGAAAAUGCUCCUGGCGUCAAUACCCAGACACGAUCCCAGAAGACGGAAAAGUUAGAUUUCAUCUUGCUGGUUUACGUUUGUGUCUCCCAAAUCAUUAAAGGGUUAGAUCAACAGAACGUCUCGGUUGCAUACGUCUCCGGUAUGAAAGAAGAAGAUCUCAACAUUCAAGCCAACGAGUACAACUACUUCACGACCUAUUUCAAUGUCGGUUAUGCUGUUUUCGUUAUCCCUUCUCAAAUCAUGAUGACCUGGACUAGGCCUUCAUGGUGGUUACCUGGACUCGAGUUUACUUGGGGUGUCCUCACAAUCGUUUUCUUCUUCGCUAAAAAUAUUAAAGAGAUCUACGCGCUUAGAGCACUAGUCGGAGCUUUCGAAGCCUCUGCUUAUCCGGGAGCAGUCUUCUUACUCUCCAGUUGGUUCACUCCCUCUGAAUUGGCUUUGAGAAUCAGUUUCUAUCACAGUUCACAAUGGAUUGGCUCCGGUCUUCAAGCUGCAAUCUAUGAAGGUCUCGAUGGAAAGUCUGGAAUCAGAGGUUGGAGAUGGAUGUUUUUGAUCGACGGAAUCAUGACUAUCAUCGUAGCUGGCCUUGGUUUCGUCCUGAUCCCAGAUUAUCCUUCGAAUCCAAAUCCCAGGGCAUUCUGGUUGAAAGACAGGCAUGUGAAACUGGCUCAGGAUAGAAGUUUGAGAUACCCAAGAGCCGAUAACAAGAAAUUCAACCGAUAUGCUAUCGCAAGAGCAUUUAAACAACCUCAACUUUACCUGUUCCCUAUAUUCUACAUGACUGCUCAACUUGCACAACAGGGUUAUUUAUAUUUCAACCUGUUCCUGAAAUCGCUCAAGAAUCCCGAUGGCACUGCUGUCUGGUCGGUCGCUCAGGUCAAUGCACUCCCAAUGGUGGGAUAUGCCAUUUCGAUCGUCCUAGUCUGGGGUUGGGGUUGGGCUUCAGAUUACUUCCAAACUCGUUGGGCCAUCAUCUUCGCUCAAGCUGUGCUCGGUCUCAUUCCAGGUAUCAUCAUGUCUGUAUGGAAUGUCCCAAUGGGUGCCAAAUACUUCUCUUACUUCCUCAGUUUCUCAUUCAUCGCUACCUCUCCUCCACUUUUCGCCUGGUUGAGUGAUAUGACGCCUCACGACUCCGAGAUGAGAGCAUUCAUCAACGGUUGUUGUACUGCUACAUGGUACGGUGUGAAUUCAUGGGCCAAUGUACUUAUUUGGCCAGCAAAGGAGGCUCCUCACUACAGAGUAGGAUGGAAGUUGACAGUAGGCAUGUGGUUAUUCGUAAUGUUCGAAAUUUGGUUGAUCAGAUUUGUCGAUAUUAAAUACGUUAGACCUCGAAAUCAGAAGGCUGGUCAAGAGCUCUAUGAAGAUCAAGUCCAGCAUGUUCCGCAUGCCAUUGACGAUGAUGCGAAUGUUACGUUGGAUAACAAACAGGUUCAAGAUGGCCUCGAAGUCGUCCCUGUUCAAAGUCGACGAUGA